AUGGAAUUUGUAUCAGAUUAUGUUUUAGUAGAUCCAACUCAUGAAAAGAAAUUAGAGUGGAUCGACGAGAAGGAAUUGGACUAUAAGAAUACCAGUGCCAGUUCAUCGCUGUAUGGAAAAGUCAGUUCCAAAUUGGACUCGGCCACUUGUUUGUUGGAUAUCUUGGACACAGCAGGUCAGGAGGAGUACUCGGUGAUGCGUGACCAAUAUGUCAGAACCGGUGAUUGCUAUGUCAUUGUCUACGAUGUCACCAACCGUAACUCAUUCGAGGAGGUCGAACCACUGCGAAGACAUCUCGAGCGUGUCAAGGACAGCGAUUCGAUCCCAGUGAUUGUCGUCGGUAACAAAAUCGAUUUGGAUUCACAUCGUCAGGUCAGCAGAGGCGAGGGUGAAGCGUUGGCUCGCCGUUUGAAGUGUCUCUUUAUUGAGACAUCGGCCAAAACCAGAAUCAAUAUCGAAGAUGCAUUCUUCGAGGUCGUCCGUAUCACCCCACGUUCUCGUAUGGAGUACAAAGUGGUUGUCAUCGGUAGCGGUGGUGUCGGUAAGAGUGCAAUCAUCAUCCAAUUCAUUCAAGGUCAUUUCAUUGAGGAAUAUGAUCCAACUAUUGAAGAUUCAUAUAGAAAACAAUGUACAAUUCAUGGAUUAAAACCAAUUGUAUCAACUUCUACAACUUCAAGCUCAUCUAGUGGUAGUGGUGGAUUUUUAAGUAAAUUAUUUGGAAGCAAAUCUUCCAAAGAACCAAAACCAAAGAAAAAUCACGAAGGUGAAGUUUCUACAGAAGCGUUGGAUGUCAAUGUGUUGUGUUCUUCGAUGUCCUCAUUGACUUCAGCAGUUCCAAUGAUGACAGGUGAUGCAAUCAAGUGUUUCGGUUGCAAUGUUAUUCUCAAUCGUUAUUCCAAUCUCAAGAUGACAGGUACCAACACCUACAAUUGGGAGUGUGAAUUCUGCAAGCAAGUCAAUGAGAAUCUCAGAAUCGAUAAAGAAGAGAUUCCAGGUAAGGAUUCCGUUGAGUAUAUCUUGUCGGCACCGAAUGUCAGCGAGCACAAAAAGGAAGAAUCCAUCAUUGUCUAUUGCAUUGAUGUCUCUGGUUCGAUGGGUAUCACCACUGAGGUGCCACAACUUCAGAGCGAAUGGAAGAAUCUCAGAAACAAAGGAUCGGCACCAUCCGGUCCAUCUUACAUCUCCAGACUGGAGUGUGUCCAAUCAUCGCUUCCAACGAUGUUGGACCGUCUCGUCAUUCAAUGUCCAAAUCGUCGUGUCGUUCUGAUCACUUUCUCCGACGAGGUUGUCAUUCACGGUCAAUCGGCAGAAGAUUCCAUCACUAUUGCCGGUGACAAGCUCGAUGACUACGAUGAGCUCAUCCGAUUGGGAACCAGUAUGAAAUCAUACGCAUCGCUUCCAACCGUCAAAGAAGCCAACGCUCUACUCAAGCAGAGAAUCAAAUCGUUGGAGCCAGUGCAAUCGACUGCACUCGGUCCAUCACUCUUGAUUGCCGCUGCCAUUGCUUCACAGCGUCCACUCGGUGAAGUGGUAAUCUGUACCGACGGUAUGCCAAACGUCGGAUUGGGAGCGAUUGAAGAUCUUCCAUUGGCUCCAGCUCGUGCAUUCUACGAAGCGGUCACACAAUACGCAAAGAACAAUAAGACCUCGGUCAGCAUCCUCGGUAUCAGUGGUUGUGAGAUCGAUCUCGGUGUGAUUGGUCGUGUCGCCGAAGAUACCAAAGGUACAGUCACCACUAUCCAUCCACUGGAGAUGGCAAGAGAGAUUCGUAAACUCACUCAGAAUCCAGUGGUCGCCACCGAUGUCGAGUUGAGCAUCGUCCUCCAUCCACACCUGGAAUUCACUCGUUACGACUCCAAAGCGAAUCUCAGUCGUAUCGUGAAGGAGUUUUCCAAUGUCACCGAGCAGACCGACCUCACUUUUAUGUUUGGACUGCGUACUCGUGUCACUAAAGAUGUCCAACGUGAAUAUCCAUUCCAAACACAAAUUCAAUACACCCGUCUCGACGGCAUGCGUUGUCUGCGUGUCAUCUCCUCGCAGAAACUGACCACACAGAAACCAAAGGAGGCAGAAACCAGUGCCAAUCUGAGUUUGCUCGGAAUGGCGGUCACCCAGCACUGCGCCAAGAUCUCGGAUCAAGGUGACUUUGUAAUGGCGCGUCUCUUCUUGAAGGCUGGUUCGCGUCUAAUGGAACGUAUUCGUAGUACCGACGAGCAGUUCGAGGAGUACUACAACUUCUCAGUGUUGAAGAGCGAGUUGGAGGAGGCAAUCAUCGAAUGCCUGCGUAACCGUGACAAGAAGGUCGAAAAGGUAUCGGAUGAAACCACCAAAGUUUUCUACAAGAUGAAGAGUACUCAUAAAGCAUUGGUGCUAAGUGGUGCAAAGAAAGAUAUCUCGAAAAGAAAGGGUGACUCUGAACUCAAUCGUCAAUAUUACAACAUUGUUUUUUAA
Heterostelium album PN500 is the source of this 2451-nucleotide messenger RNA. RefSeq names its product type A von Willebrand factor domain-containing protein (gene cpras1). The transcript is spliced from 2 exons. Bases 1 to 2451 code for a protein of 816 amino acids. Gene Ontology annotation, cellular component: plasma membrane; COPII vesicle coat. Gene Ontology annotation, molecular function: GDP binding; GTP binding; zinc ion binding. Lineage: Eukaryota; Evosea; Eumycetozoa; Acytosteliales; Acytosteliaceae. Gene Ontology annotation, biological process: intracellular protein transport; Ras protein signal transduction; endoplasmic reticulum to Golgi vesicle-mediated transport. The record is from RefSeq and is a predicted model, not a curated record.